Molecule: messenger RNA, 7529 nt
Organism: Balaenoptera acutorostrata (minke whale)
Lineage: Eukaryota; Metazoa; Chordata; Mammalia; Artiodactyla; Balaenopteridae
Gene: PCDH17
Product: protocadherin 17
Exons: 4
Coding region: 19-3504 (1161 amino acids)
Biological process (GO): homophilic cell-cell adhesion
Cellular component (GO): plasma membrane
Molecular function (GO): calcium ion binding
Source: RefSeq, a predicted model, not a curated record
ACACCCCACCGGUCUGGGAUGUACCUUUCCAUCUGUUGCUGUUUCCUCCUAUGGGCCCCUGCCCUGACGCUCAAAAACCUGAACUACUCCGUGCCGGAGGAGCAAGGGGCCGGCACGGUGAUCGGCAACAUCGGCAAGGAUGCUCGACUGCAGCCAGGGCUUCCUCCCGCAGAGCGAGGCGGCGGUGGCGGCGGGCGAAGCAAGUCGGGUAGCUACCGGGUGUUGGAGAACUCGGCGCCGCACCUGCUGGACGUGGAAGCCGACAGCGGACUCCUCUACACGAAGCAGCGCAUCGACCGCGAGUCCCUGUGCCGCCACAACGCCAAGUGCCAGCUGUCCCUCGAGGUGUUUGCCAACGACAAGGAGAUCUGCAUGAUCAAGGUAGAGAUCCAGGACAUCAACGACAAUGCUCCCUCCUUCCCGUCGGACCAGAUUGAGAUGGACAUCUCAGAGAACGCGGCCCCCGGCACCCGCUUCCCCCUCACCAGUGCGCAUGACCCCGACGCGGGCGAGAACGGGCUCCGCACCUAUCUGCUUACGCGCGACGACCACGGCCUCUUCGCGCUGGACGUCAAGUCCCGCGGCGACGGCACCAAGUUUCCAGAGUUGGUUAUCCAGAAGGCACUGGACCGCGAGCAGCAGAACCACCACACGCUCGUGCUGACCGCUCUGGAUGGCGGCGAGCCGCCGCGCUCGGCCACCGUGCAAAUCAACGUGAAGGUGAUUGACUCUAACGACAACAGCCCCGUCUUUGAGGCGCCCUCCUACCUGGUGGAGUUGCCCGAGAACGCCCCGCUGGGCACCGUGGUCAUUGAUCUGAAUGCCACCGACGCCGACGAGGGUCCCAACGGCGAAGUGCUCUACUCUUUCAGCAGCUAUGUGCCCGACCGCGUGCGGGAGCUCUUCUCCAUCGACCCCAAGACCGGCCUGAUUCGUGUCAAGGGCAACCUAGACUAUGAGGAGAAUGGGAUGCUGGAGAUCGACGUGCAGGCUCGAGACCUGGGUCCCAACCCCAUCCCGGCCCACUGCAAGGUCACUGUCAAGCUCAUCGACCGCAACGACAACGCUCCGUCCAUUGGUUUUGUCUCCGUGCGCCAGGGGGCGCUGAGCGAGGCCGCUCCGCCCGGCACCGUCAUCGCUCUGGUGCGGGUCACUGACCGAGACUCGGGCAAGAACGGACAGCUGCAGUGCAGGGUCCUGGGCGGAGGAGGGGCGGGCGGCGGCGGCGGCCUGGGCGGGCCGGGAGGUUCCGUGCCGUUCAAACUUGAGGAGAACUACGACAACUUCUACACGGUGGUGACUGACCGCCCGUUGGACCGCGAGACACAGGACGAGUACAACGUGACAAUCGUGGCACGGGACGGGGGCUCGCCUCCACUCAACUCCACCAAGUCGUUCGCAGUCAAGAUUCUGGACGAGAAUGACAACCCGCCUCGCUUCACCAAGGGACUCUAUGUGCUGCAGGUGCACGAGAACAACAUCCCAGGAGAGUACCUGGGCUCGGUGCUUGCCCAGGACCCUGACCUGGGCCAAAACGGCACAGUGUCCUACUCCAUCCUGCCCUCGCACAUCGGCGACGUGUCCAUCUACACCUAUGUGUCUGUUAACCCCACCAACGGGGCCAUCUACGCCCUGCGCUCCUUUAACUACGAGCAGACCAAGGCUUUUGAGUUCAAGGUGCUUGCUAAAGACUCUGGGGCGCCCGCGCACUUGGAGAGCAACGCCACUGUGAGGGUGACAGUGCUAGACGUGAAUGACAACGCUCCGGUGAUCGUGCUGCCAACGCUGCAGAACGACACGGCUGAACUGCAGGUGCCUCGCAACGCCGGGCUAGGCUACCUGGUGAGCACCGUACGCGCCCUUGAUAGCGACUUCGGCGAGAGCGGGCGCCUCACCUACGAGAUCGUAGACGGUAAUGACGACCACCUGUUUGAAAUCGAUCCAUCCAGCGGCGAGAUCCGCACGCUGCACCCUUUCUGGGAGGACGUGACGCCGGUGGUGGAGCUGGUAGUGAAGGUGACUGACCACGGCAAGCCCACUCUGUCGGCGGUGGCCAAGCUCAUCAUCCGCUCGGUGAGCGGCUCUUUGCCCGAGGGGGUUCCCCGGGUGAACGGCGAACAGCGCCACUGGGACAUGUCGCUGCCGCUCAUAGUGACUCUGAGCACUAUCUCCAUCAUCCUCCUAGCGGCCAUGAUCACCAUCGCCGUCAAGUGCAAGCGCGAGAACAAGGAGAUCCGCACUUACAACUGCCGCAUCGCAGAGUACAGCCACCCGCAGCUGGGCGGGGGCAAGGGCAAGAAAAAGAAGAUCAACAAAAAUGAUAUCAUGCUGGUACAGAGCGAGGUGGAAGAGAGGAACGCCAUGAACGUCAUGAACGUGGUGAGCAGCCCCUCCCUGGCUACCUCCCCCAUGUACUUCGACUACCAGACCCGCCUGCCCCUCAGCUCGCCCCGGUCGGAGGUGAUGUAUCUCAAACCGUCCUCCAACAACCUGACUGUCCCUCAGGGGCACGCGGGCUGCCACACCAGCUUCACCGGACAAGGGACUAAUGCAAGCGAGACCCCGGCCACUCGGAUGUCCAUAAUUCAGACAGACAAUUUUCCCGCAGAGCCCAAUUACAUGGGCAGCAGGCAGCAGUUUGUUCAAAGUAGCUCCACGUUUAAGGACCCAGAAAGAGCCAGCCUGAGAGACAGUGGGCACGGGGACAGUGAUCAGGCUGACAGUGACCAAGACACUAACAAAGGCUCCUGCUGUGACAUGUCUGUUAGGGAGGCACUCAAGAUGAAAACUACUUCAACUAAAAGCCAGCCACUUGAACAAGAACCGGAAGACUGUGUUAAUUGCACAGAUGAAUGCCGAGUGCUUGGUCAUUCUGACAGGUGUUGGAUGCCACAGUUCCCUGCAACCAAUCAGGCUGAAAAUGCAGAUUACCGCACAAAUCUCUUUGUACCCACAGUUGAAGCUAAUGUUGAGACUGAGACUUACGAAACUGUGAAUCCCACUGGGAAAAAGACUUUUUGUACAUUUGGAAAAGACAAGCGAGAGCACACGAUUCUCAUUGCCAAUGUGAAACCUUAUUUAAAAGCCAAACGUGCCCUGAGCCCUCUCCUCCAAGAGGUCCCCUCAGCAUCAAGCAGCCCAACCAAGGCAUGCAUCGAGCCUUGCACCUCAACGAAAGGCUCCCUGGAUGGUUGCGAAGCAAAGCCAGGAUCUCUGGCCGAGGCGAGCAACCAGUACUUGCCCACUGACAGUCAGUAUCUGUCCCCCAGCAAGCAACCGAGAGACCCUCCCUUCCUGGCUUCUGAGCAGAUGGCAAGGGUCUUCGCAGAUGUGCAUUCAAGAGCCAGCCGGGAUUCCAGUGAGAUGGGCGCUGUCCUGGAGCAGCUUGACCACUCCAACAGGGAUCUGGCCAGAGAGCCGGUGGAUGCAGAGGAAGUCGUGAGAGAAAUCGACAAGCUUCUGCAGGACUGCCGGGGAAAUGACCCUGUGGCUGUGAGAAAGUGAAAAAAAAAAAAAAAGCAUUGGCAUUUUCUUGUCUCUUCUGUUGAUUUAAAAAUGACUCCUCCUGGUGAAAACUCCAUUUUACAGGGAUAAAGAAAGACCGAUGCUUCUUUAAGGCUUUUAGUGAACAUCUGAAGUGCCCACAAGUAUGUUCUUUACACUGCUGUUUCUUUUUCAGAAAUAACAAUGGCUUUGUUUUGACCAAACUUAUAUUAGGACAGAAUUAACGAUGUUCAAAGAGGAAAGAAAAACAGAGAAGAAAAAGGAGAGAAGAAAAAGGAGGAUGAGGAGGCGAGUUACCUUGUGACAAUCUGUUAGGAAGGUAUGCAGUGUGAGAAUGGAAGCUUUUUUCUCAUUGCCCUAAGACUGUCCUCCGUGAUUUAUUCUGACGUAACUGUUUACCUAUAAACCCCAUACAAAGCAGGGUCAUAAUUUGUGAUCUGCGGUAGAAUUUCUAGCAGUCACCACAGGCUUCUACUGAAAGUCCUGAAAAGACCUUGCAGUAGUCCAAGCUACACCAAACAUUAACACAUAUUUGUGGUAAACAUUUCUGUAUAAAGUUACCUGCCACACGUACAAACACAGAAAACAUUCCAUAUCAUUAGUCAAAAAAAACUUAAAAACUGAGUCAUCUGUAAAACACCUCAUGUCGUAUAAAAGUUAAAUGUAAAAAGGUAUAGUCCAUUUUGUCCUGCACACACAUAGACUAAUUCACUUCAUGAAAGAAGAAAAUUUAAAGGUUUAAAAUGCCUCUUUAGCAUUUUAGUGUCCAACAAACAUAUAAAUAAUGAUGGAUAUGUUUUAAAUUUGACCUAGAAAAGUUCUGAAAAAUAGUUACCAUUGAGUGAUGAUAUUCAGAGACAAUUAACAUGAAUGAUAUGUUUUAUUCAUUUGUGGACACUAAAAUAGCUCAGGAAAGCGAAAAUGUCUUAGACGUACACAAAUCACAUGACCAUUUAAAUGUGCAAAUGUAAGAAGAUUCAAUGUGUUUACAUCAAAUGACAUAUUUUUAUUGAUUUAUUGCAGAUUCAGUGCAUAUGAGCCAAAUUGUUGAGUGUAUAAGAGCUAUAUUGUGUAUUUUAUUAAAUUAAUAUAUAGUUGUGUUGCAAAAAUAUUUGGGCUUAUAUUGUAAAUGGCAAGUGUUGCCUUGGUAGCUGUCGAACUCUAUGAGUUUUGUUUUUUCCUGCUUCCAUUUCCCCAUGGAGUGUUGGAAGCAGUGCCUCAGAGCAAAGUCUCUUGUUUAAUGUAGAGUCUACCAAGUACUACAGUACAUAAUCUGUUCAAAAUGUGUUUGAGUGAGCUGAUGGAGCUAACUGAAAGGUCAAAAAUUACAUCCGUCAGUCAUGGUUAUGUGCAAGUCCUUCGUUGAAGCUUUUAUUAAAGUCAUGCUAAAUCACAAGAAUUACAUUUGUACCAAUACCUGAAACUUCAUGUUUUUUCAAUAGCAUACAGCUGCUGCCUAUGUAGAUAUCAUAUUGUUGAUUGGUUCUCAAAAGUAUCUUAAGUGGUUCAAGAUGUGUGUUCCCAUUAUAUUUCAAAACCAUGCAAAAUGCUUUAAUGCAUGUGUGGUACCAGCACUGGUUACUUGCAUUGUGUAGUGUUUUACAAGAAGUCUGGGUCUUAACAAAAAGUUUGCCUUUUUUUCAGUGCUCUUCUGCCUCUUUUUAUUGGUGUCCCUUGAGAACAAUACACCUUCUAUUCCUUCAUUUUGUUGCACCUUUCCUUGUGACAUUUAGCAUGUUUCAAACUUACUUCCAUAUGAGGCUAGGAAACCUCAAAUUUCAGGAAUUGGGGAAAAAUAAAAUUAGCACUUGCAGAAGUAGCAGUAGAUGGGGAAAUGCCUUGAUUGACAUUUUCCUUCAGCGUUUAAAAAUUUUUGCAUUUUACAGCUUCAUGACAAACAGUUUCCAGCCCAUACCUUAGAAAAUGUGGUGCUGAGUUAAAGGCUGUUUGUGCACGGGAGCAGAAAAAUGCAUUAUUUGCAAACUGGUGGAGAAUUCUGUGCCUUCUUUCCUGGCCACCAAGCCAGUGUAGAAACAACAUAAAUGUCAUAAAAUCCUUAUAUUAAAAAUAAAAACAAAACAAAAACAAGCACUGAAGUGAAUUCAGCUUUGUAAUUUUAAACCUCAAAAAAUCCAACUGAAAAUAUUUCCAUCAAAUGCUUUCAAGAUUUUAGACUGUACCUUGUUUGCAAAACUGCUUUGAAAGGGAAGAAUGGACAACUCCCAUCAGCCUUAUUCUCUUGAGAACUGUGUUUGGUUCCCAGUAACAGCCUUUCCAAAGCUCUACUCUUGGUUUUUAUUAUUUGUAAAUGUUUAAGUCAGAAAAGAAGGGAUCUUGUACAUGUGAAACCUAAUUGACUCUCUAUAUUUUGGACAAUUUAUGUAUAUGAAAUGUGUUGUCUCUCUUAUAUGAUGUUAUUUUUUGCCAGGAGACUACAGGUUGAUUUAGCUUGAUAGCUGAAAUUUGAUGGAAAACUGAUUUCCAUUUAGUCUUACCAAGUGUUGCCUCUCUCUUACUAGACAGAUAGCCAAGUAGUAAAAUCUAAGGCAGUAUGUAAAUGAAAUCAACAAAGAGAGUAGGAUUUAUUUUUAAAACGUUCUUAAUGCUGAGUAACCAGUUGUUCAAUUUAUUAUAUGCAUCUGAAGACAUUAAAACACUAUCAGAUUUUAAGAAUUGGUUGUGCCAAUGUGUGAGGGAUUACCUUUAGGGUCUCUGUCACCAGUGAUUUACUAGUGUUAGCUGUUUAACACAUUAUCUGUAUUUAGUAGUGAUUAUUUAUUUACAAGUUGGUGGUAAUUCAGCAGUCAAGACUCUAAGCUUUUAUAGUUGAGUUGAGGGAAUCUUGCUUUUAUUCAUUUGGCUGGCAACUGCCUUUACCACAGACCUCUGGUGCUCAGCUUCCAUGGAAGUCUAUGAGAUACCAAAAUUACCCCUUUGGGGAGCAACUUGCUCUAAGGGGUGAUGCAUGAUCAAACAGUGAUAUUUCAAGGGGCUUUUAUCACAAUUCAGAAUGUGAAAAAAUUAUCUUAAUUCACAUCCUCCAAUUACUAACCCCUCAAAAAAAUCCCACACAUUCAAAAUGAAUAAUAAUAUUGAAUACUUUGUCUUUUAGGUCCUUAAAUAACUGAAGUCAAGCACAGAAAAAGAAUUUAUAGAAAUUUUCAUAAGAAAGUUAAAGUUCUAAAAAUUGUUUACUGAUGAACUAAAAAAAAAAAUCAGUAACAAAACAAUUUUUUCAUUAAAUGUUAAUGAUGAAAGAUCUCUUCAUCAAAAUUAAAAGUAGUGAGAAUCAGUUAGUUAUACCUAUACCAAAGUAAACAUUAAAGAGACAUAUCAUGCAAUUUCAAAGAAUGCUUUCAUAUUAUUUCUUAACCUGACAUACUUAUCCUUACUGCAGGCAAUAUGCAAAUAUUGGCUCACUACUCCAUAAAUUAAUUGAAUUCCUGUUUGGAAAAUUGACGUGUUUUGUUUUUUCUAAAUUAGCUGAGAUCUUGUAAAACAUGACUUCCCUUUAAAGGAUCUAGGUACUGCUCAAUUUAAAAAAUGACACCAUAAAAAGUCAUGUAGUAAUAGAGCAGUAUGCUUUAUUACCACCAGGUUAAAAGCUGUUUGUUGCCUAAUUGACUAGAAGUUGCUGAGGUCAACAAGUAGACUGAGGUUUGGCAUAAUAUAUGCCCAUUCAUUACUGCCUAAUUAUAUUCUUUUGACAACACACAGCGUUUAUCGGAGCACUAAUUCAAAUGAGAGUUUUGGCUAUCAAGAUGUGUUGAUUCGAAACAUAAUUGAAUGAGACCUGAAUAAAGUCUGACUUUCCUGGCCCCAGUGUUUUGCAGGUUGGCUAUUCCCAUGUAUCAGCCCCAUCACUCCAUAAGGUUCUUAGCUGCACCAAGUGAUUGGUGAACAAGAAUAACAACAACAAAGCAGCAUACAUUGUAUGGAUUUAUCUCAACGCUAUUGUUUAAUGGCUGUGUUUAAUGUGACCUAUCUGGAAAAUGAGGACUCCGAAUAAAAAGCUAUUACUAAUA